AUGCCUGUUGAUCUUCAACCAGGGGAAAUGAAAUCCAUUACUGCUGAUACAGUUUUACGGGAAGGAAUGCUAUCAGGAGAGUGUCAGUUUUGCCUAGAGUCUCUUCCUGAAGAGGAUUCAUUUAAAGGCUGGACUAUCAUGCCCGAGGUAAAAGACUGGCGAA
Messenger RNA from Pelobates cultripes (western spadefoot toad), 163 nucleotides. NCBI's taxonomy places the organism in Eukaryota, Metazoa, Chordata, Amphibia, Anura, Pelobatidae. The record is from the annotation of a GenBank genome assembly.